GUCGCGCGGCGCGUGUGUGCCAAAUUCUUAGCGGCGCGGCCACUGCCAGAAGAAGUGCGAGUGCGGCGGGCGGCUUGCAUGCUUCUUUGCUUGCCCUCCACCAUCCUCACCCUUCUCCCCCGCGCCUCGCAUUCCCCACCUCUCUCUCUCCCGCUACGCAGUGCGCUGCGUCGUGCACCGGCACCGGGCGAAUCACACAAUGCUCGCCACCGGCACCUCGACGCACAAGCGUCGGCGCGCCGCCUCGCGUGCCGACGCUGGCCGCAGUGCGCUGAGCAGUGUGCAUGCGCAGCCUAGCAGAAGGGUGCUCAGCUAUGCAAUGCACCCAUACGACGACGACGACGACGAGGGCGAGGGCACAGAGACGCAGCAGCGCGACAUGGGCAAGGGCAAGGGCAAGGGCAAGGGCAAGGGCAAGGGCAAGGAGAGGCAGAGGCAGAGGCAGAGGCAGAAACAGAUGGAUCAACGGCUCCUGCACGCGGCACAGGAGCUGCUGCUGCCUCAUUCCCUUCGCAUUCUGAUCCCUCAUCCCGCCUCCUCCUCCUCCUCCGCUGCCGCCUUCGUCGCUCCCGCGCCGCGCCGCUCGACCCGCGCAUGCAUCGCCGCCGUGCGCCUGUGCCAUCUGCUCUGCCCCGACGCGCUGCUGGGCUUGGUCAGGCAGCAGGCCCUGACAAUGGUCGCGGGCAGAAUGGACGAGGGAGAUGGCGUGGCGUGGGUCGUGGCGCACG
Tilletiopsis washingtonensis is the source of this 728-nucleotide messenger RNA. RefSeq lists its product as hypothetical. The annotation marks the transcript as partial. The record is from RefSeq and is a predicted model, not a curated record. Lineage: Eukaryota; Fungi; Basidiomycota; Exobasidiomycetes; Entylomatales. The transcript has 2 exons.